CACUUCAAACGUUUAUUCUUGCAUGCUGGCCCUGGCCUCUGUCUUGUGGCUUCCUAGAGGUUAUAGCAUUUCUGAUCUGCCUCUCUGGUUUUCUUAGCAGAAUGGCCCUGCUUGUUUUGCUUCUCUUUGGCAUUCAGUUGCUAGGCUCCUGGGCUGUCUCUCCUCCAUUCGUGGAACCGCCACCUCUGUUACUUUCCCCUGCGUGUAAUGACUCUGCGGUAGAGGCAGCUGCGGAUCUGGCUCUGCGCCAGAUCAAUGCCAACCAAAGAGAAGGCUACGUGCUUGGUCUCUAUCGAAUUUUCAGCGUCCAAGAACAGCCCCAGAGAAUCGCUGGUUCUGUCUUCUAUCUCACCUUGGAUGUGGUAGAAACUGACUGCCAUGUACUCAGCAGAAGGUUGUGGAAGGAUUGUAAGAACAGACCUACCCAUCAAACUGUUUUUGGGCAGUGUAAAGCAACCCUCUACAUUAACAAGCCAAGGAGAAUUGUUCACCUGCAAAGCUAUGAGUGCACCUUACAGCCAGUUCCAUCAAGCUCAUUUUUAAGGAUUUGCCCUGACUGUCCAGUCCCUGGCUGUCCAACGGAGCCCAAGUAUCUGGAAACUGCUGUUGUGAGCCUGGCCAAAUUCAACAAGGAAAGUGAGCAAGCUCAUUCUUUCUCUGUCCUCAACGUUACCAAAGCUUCAAUGCAGGUAAGGCUGAAAUUCAUACAGCCCACUUUAGGCCCUGGAAAGCAUUGAUACAACUGCUGCGCUAUCAGGUGCAAAGAUGGGCUUGAGCGCCAACAGUUGGUUCAGGAUAGGAUUCUGAACCCUUCAAAGUUUGAGGCUGUGUAGAUCUGUGGCUUUGAUUCAUCUUAUUCUAGAGAGACGAGCCAGUUACAAAAUUCAGAUCUAGAUUUGAACUCCAUAGUUCAUUGUCCCUGCUGGCAAUUUGCCCCUGGGCUUUGGAUUCAGGCCUACCUCUAACAAAAGGCCCAGCUGAUAAAGUAUUUAGUGUAGCAUAGAGGUUGCACACCUGCAACUCACCAAAUUAGCUUAAACAUAAUUAAAAAUAUCAUUGCACAGUGAGGAGGUGCUAAUUAUCAGUGUCCUGGCUAAAUUCCAUGUGUUCCUCACAAUUA
This is a messenger RNA of Terrapene triunguis (Three-toed box turtle), 1120 nucleotides long. RefSeq names its product fetuin-B-like. The record is from RefSeq and is a predicted model, not a curated record. Lineage: Eukaryota; Metazoa; Chordata; Testudines; Emydidae. Gene Ontology annotation, cellular component: extracellular region. Gene Ontology annotation, biological process: binding of sperm to zona pellucida; negative regulation of endopeptidase activity. Gene Ontology annotation, molecular function: cysteine-type endopeptidase inhibitor activity; metalloendopeptidase inhibitor activity. The coding region runs from base 102 to 737 and encodes 211 amino acids. The transcript is spliced from 4 exons.